ACAAUCCAACGGUGGAGAAUCAAAUGAUUCCAACGCUAGCUAGCUUAACGACUAAAAGCUUCAGAACUACUCACUCUCCUUAGUCUUUACAGUUCAGAUCUCUAAGCAAACGGAACCAACAAAAGAGAGCUCAAUACAAGUUCUCUGCUAAUUUCCACCUUCAGCAGAAACUUCAGGGAUUUAAUUUGUUCUUGUACGUCGAGUGCGUCCGUACAAAUGGAGACCAAAAAGAGUAAUGGUGUUGAGGUUAUCGGAGAGGUCUGGUUGUUGACGUACGCUUGGGAUGUUCUUGCAACUCUGCUUACCUCAGCCGUGCUUUCUUUAGCUCAGGAACCAUUCCAGCUCCCAGCUUGUGGACCAAAACACCGACUAGCCAAUGAUAAUGAGUAUUCCUACUCAGAAGCAGUUGAUGGUGAUGAAGAGAAGAACAACGAUGGUGGCCUCGGGGACACUGAAGAGGAGCUAUCUUCUGAAGAUGAAGCAGGAGCUGGAAACUCUAAUGGUAAAAGCAACAACAGUUCCAAAGCUGGGGCUGGAAGCGAUGGGGGUGAAGUAGGCAAAGAGGGUGAAGCAGAUGAAGAUGAGGACGAUAUCAACAACCGUGACGAUAAUGAUGAUGGUGAAGUAGAUGGAGAUGAGGGCAAGGAUGAAGAUGAAGAUGAGGACAACGAGGAUGACGAUGAAGGUAAGGAGAACGAGGAGGAAGAAAUCAUAGAGGAAGAGGAGCCAGAUGAUGAAGAAGACGAAGAAGAGGCCCUUCAGCCCCCAAAGAAGAGGAAAAAGUGA
Messenger RNA from Fragaria vesca subsp. vesca, 786 nucleotides. RefSeq lists its product as uncharacterized. The coding region runs from base 217 to 786 and encodes 189 amino acids. NCBI's taxonomy places the organism in Eukaryota, Viridiplantae, Streptophyta, Magnoliopsida, Rosales, Rosaceae. The transcript has 3 exons. The record is from RefSeq and is a predicted model, not a curated record.